AAAGUCAAAACUGCUAGUGCCGAUGGAUCAGCUGCGCCGGUUGACGUCGUCGCAAAGAUUUCUCCACCCAAGACUGACACUGUGGAUUCUCGACCAAGCGACUUAGCUAAAGAACUGGAAACUGUCCGUAAAGAGAAGGAGGAAGCGCUGUCCAGUUUUGAGAAAGAACAUAUGUCCGCUAACAACCUCACUAAAGAACUGAAGAAAAUGCGUGAGGCAAGAGAUGAAGCGCUUUCAAACCUACAGAAGGAGAAGACCGCUCUUGUCACCAUAUCGGAAGAAUUGGUGAACCUACGAAAAGAGAAAGAGGAAAUGCUUGCAAAACUUCGGGCGAUAGAGGCAAGCAGCGCUGGACAAAGUUCUCCAACGCCGUCCGAGGGCAGUCGACUCCCAUUCAUGCGGCUCGAAAAACAGUUCGCUCAUUCAAUCGUGAGUUCCGUACGGCACAUGUGCUUCCUGGAUGGAAAACGUACCCUGUAUCAUGAUGGUCAAAUCGAUCGCAUUACACAGAUGAUCACCACCGAUUCGUUCGGCAUUUUGGAGAAAGGAAAACGAGACUACUCUAAACAGGAACGGGUUUCUCUUCACAAAAAUGAGGUUUAUUUUAUUGAUAAAACCUGGUACAAGUACAAGUUGGGAAUUGUCAGCAUUGAUAUCGAAAAAUUCAGUGAGAUUCUCGAAUAAUGCGAGCAAAUUGUUGAUUUGAUGCCCUGUUAGCACUUUGUUCUUUAGUUUGAAUUUUAUAUGUAUAUGCUAGACUUUCAAUAUUUUGUUGAGCUUUUUUAUGUGAAACUUGAAUGUAUACUGUUGUCAGGUAAAUUUUGUAGUAGCACAUCCCGCUCACACUGUGCGGAAUAAAUCAAC
Molecule: messenger RNA, 864 nt
Organism: Paramacrobiotus metropolitanus
Lineage: Eukaryota; Metazoa; Tardigrada; Eutardigrada; Parachela; Macrobiotidae
Exons: 6
Coding region: 172-684 (170 amino acids)
Source: RefSeq, a predicted model, not a curated record